GACGUCACAACGCCCUACUGACGCUUAGAGUUACUUACUACGCACCAUGCGAAAACGUCGUGUACACUGCACACAGUGCCUCAGCGCUCAGUCUUGCCAUGACCUUGACCUUGUGGUUCGUGGACUCCCUCAGCACUCGGCGCAUUACUACUUUCCUUCCAGGUCAUCAAAUAUUGUUUCAGUGCUCCAAUUUCUACUCGUUCCUGGCAGUUGCAGUAUCGUCGUCUUCGCCCUGUCCCACUCUUCGUCUUGAUGCUCGUCACGUUCUUGGACUUUCUGGCUCUCGUUCUCGUCGGACUUGUCAUAUUUCGGCAAAAUGAAAUACCAGUCAACGUGGAGGCCUGUCGAGUGGCCUUGCGAAGGUGUCCUCCAGGCCAUCCUCUUCAUUCCACCUGUCUCAGCAACCUUGCCAACAAAUUGCACGACAGAUUUAAGCAAGGGGGGAGCCUGUCUGACCUCGAUAAGGCCAUUGAGCACUAUCGGGCUGCACUAAAGCUCUACCCCCACGGUCAUCCCGAUCGACCCACGUCUCUGGACAACCUUGUCAACAGCCUUCGAGACAGAUUUCAGCAGCGGGGCACCAUGUCUGACCUUAACGAGCUCAUCGAACUCUAUCGGGCUGCACUUAUCCUCUACCCUCCCGGAAAUUCUGAUCGGCCCACAUAUCUGAACAACCUUAUCAACAGCCUUCGAGACAGAUUUCAGCAGCGGGGCGCCAUGUCUGACCUUGAUGAGCUCAUAGAGCUGUAUCGGGCUGCACUGCUCCUCUGUCCCCCCGGUCAUCCUGAUCGACCCACAUCUCUGAACGACCUUGUCACCAGCCUUCGAGACAGAUUUCAGCAGCGGGGCAUCAUGUCUGACCUUGAUGAGCUCAUCGAGUUCUAUCGGGCUGCAUUGAUCCUCUGUCCCCCGGGUCAUUCUGGUCGACUCACGUCUCUGAACAACCUUGUCAACAGCCUUCGAGACAGACUCCAGCAACAGGGCGUCCCAUCUGACCUUGAUGAGCUCAUCGUGCUUCAUCGGGAUGCACUACUCCUCUGCCCCCACGGUCAUCCCGAUCGACCCACGUCUCUGAACAAUCUUGUCAACAGCCUUCGAGACAGACUCCAGCAACGGGGCGUCUCAUCUGACCUUGAUGAGCUUAUCGUGCUUUAUCGGGAUGCACUACUCCUCUGCCCCCCUGGUCAUUGUGAUCGACUCACGUCUCUGAACAACCUUGUCAACAGCCUUCGAGACAGACUCCAGCAACGGGGCGUCCCAUCUGACCUUGAUGAGCUUAUCGUGCUUUAUCGGGAUGCACUACUCCUCUGCCCCCCUGGUCAUUGUGAUCGACCCACGUAUUUGAAUGGGCUUGUCCACAGCCUUCGAGACAGAUUCCAGCAGCGGGGCGUCACGUCUGACCUUGAUGAGCUCAUCGAGCUCUAUCGGGCUGCACUGAUCCUCUGUCCCCCGGGUCAUUCUGAUCGACCCACAUGUCUUAACAACCUUGUCCACAACCUUCGAGACAGAUUCCAGCAGCGGGGUGUUACAUCUGACCUUGAUGAGCUCAUUGAGCUCUAUCAGGCUACACUGCUCCUCUGUCCUCCUGGCCAUCCAGAUCGAUCCGCGUCUCUCAACAACCUCGCCACCAGCCUUCGAGAUAGAUACCAUAAGGGAGGCAUCCUGUCUGAUGUCGAUGAGGCUAUUGAGCUCCAUAGGGAGAUACUGGAGUUCUGUCCCCCUGACCAUUCUGCUCGAUCCACGUCCCUCAACAAUCUUGCCACCAGCCUUCAAGACAGAUACGAUAAGCAAUUUGUCCUAUCUCACGAUAUCGAUGAAGCUAUUGAGCUCCAUCGGGCUGCACUGGAGCUCCGCUCUGCCGGUCAUCCUGAUCGCUCCAUGUCACUUAACAAUCUUGCCACUAGCCUUCGUGCCAGAUUACAGCAUUUCAAGCAGCAGGACAUCAUGUUGGACCUGGAGGAGGCCAUCGAGCUCCAUCGAGCUUCACUACUCCUUCGUCCCCCUGGUAAUCCUGACCGAUUCAUGUCUCUCACCAAUCUCGCUGUCAGCCUUGAAGACAGAUUCGAGCAGCAGAGUGUCCUAUCUGACCUUGACGAGGCCAUUGAGCUCCAUCGUCACGCACUGGCUCUCUGUUCCCCUAGCCAUUCCGACCGAUCUAUGUCUCUCCAUAAUCUUGCCACCAGCCUGCGAGUCAAAUUCCAGCAGCGGGAUGUCCUAUCUGAUCUCGAUGAGGCCAUUGAGCUCCAUCGGGGUGCAUUGGAACUCCGUCCCCCAGGCCAUUCUGCUCGAACCAUAUCUCUCAAUGAUCUUGCCACCUGCCUUCAAGACAGAUACCAUCGGCGAGGCGUCCAGUCUGACCUUGAAGAAGCUAUUGAGCUCCAUUGGGCUGCACUGUAGACUGUCUCCCUGGUCAUUCUGAUUGAUCCAUGUCUCUUAACUGGUAGCCUUGGAGACGGAUUCCAGCAGCGGGCGUCAUGUCGGACCUUUAUUCAUAUCCGUCCUACGCAUCUCAUGUACUAGUCUCUUGUGGAAAUUUCUAUGCGACCAAUCAUGGGCCUUUCUUCCUCUCCAUGCUGCAGCACCUUACGAGUAGAUCAUAUUUGUUCACAUAGGUGUCUAGUUAUAGACUCGAUUGGCCACAUUAUCGUUGCAUUUGCUGUGAUUCCUCGUUCCUAAUUACUGUCCCACUACUCAAACCUCACGUAAUUUCUUCACGGUAUUCUCGUUCUUGCAUUGUCCAUACUGCUGUAUCGUUCUGAGCUCCCGCACUGUUUCAAUAACUCGCUGUGAGAUCGUCAUCACCGCUGCUCACGCCGAGUACCCUGGAUAUUUUUCAAUCUUAUGAUAUCAUACCC
Molecule: messenger RNA, 2855 nt
Organism: Suillus paluster
Lineage: Eukaryota; Fungi; Basidiomycota; Agaricomycetes; Boletales; Suillaceae
Product: TPR-like protein
Exons: 2
Coding region: 253-2397 (714 amino acids)
Molecular function (GO): protein binding
Source: RefSeq, a predicted model, not a curated record